CCGCCCUUGUAAGUCCUUUUCCGACUAUCUAUUCUUCUUAAUAUUGAUAGUAUUACUCAGAACCUCGUCAUUUUGCUAGAGGGCUGCACCGAAAGCAUUCGUCAUCGUGCUUCCUAAGUACUGUCUCCACCCACCAAUAUUGCGCUGCCUAGCACGCCCUAUCGUGACCGCCUACACACUGCAGCUGCUGCCUCUUGCGUUCUGUCACCUCACUGCGCCCUCUCGCCCUCUCUUGCGUCAUUUUAGUGGGUUUACCUCUCUUUCUUACCACAGUCAGUUUUUCCUGCCUUCUUCUGCCCACAAUAUUUACCCGCUAGCAUUUCCUCCACCAUCUCACAUCAUCCAUGGUAUUUUUUCUUCUUCUUCUGUCUCUUCCAUUUUAUAUAUCAUCCAUCGUGCGCCCGCUACUACAUUGUGCAUGUAAGUUUUAUUAUUUUCCUUGUCUUCUAAACUUGAGUAGCCUUCUGCAUCCUCUCGCAUCAUCUGAAACUGUACUCCGCCCUCUUGCACAAUCUUACAUCUUUCUUGGAUUCUCUCGUGCCUUCUCGUACCGUCUAGCGUUGUCUCGCAUUGCCAUUAAUUUCACUUUUUCUCUUACUUUAUUGUGAUAAAAUGAGAACACAUAUAGGUUCAUUACCCGUACAAGGGACCA
Molecule: messenger RNA, 652 nt
Organism: Suillus subalutaceus
Lineage: Eukaryota; Fungi; Basidiomycota; Agaricomycetes; Boletales; Suillaceae
Exons: 1
Coding region: 345-608 (87 amino acids)
Source: RefSeq, a predicted model, not a curated record